GGAACUACCGACGACAGGCUGCACAUGUUAUUGUUUUUAACCUACUUCAGUUUAGCAAGUCAACAGCAUUCUUUGACUCGCAGUUUCUCCUUGGUUCGGUGUGUAGUGAGCUUAUAUAGGUGGCCUCACAUGACAUGUCCUCUCCAGAGAUUGCCUCUCUCUCCUGGGGCCACAUCAAGGUGAAGGGAUGCUCCUCCAGCUACAAGGACUGUAAGGUCUGGCCCGGAGGCAGUCGGGCCUGGGACUGGAGGGAGACGGGGACCAACCAUUCCCCUGGAGUCCAACCUGCCGACCUGGAGGAGGUGCUGAAGAAGGGAAUAGAUUUGCUCGUCAUCGGCAGAGGCAUGAAUGAAGCUCUGCAGGUUCCCUCCGCCACGCUGGACUUUGUGACGCAGAAAGGCGUCGACGUCAGAGUCCUGCAGACGGAGAAGGCCGUUGCCGAAUACAACAAACUGGCUGGCCAGGGCGCCAAGGUGGGGGGGGUCUUCCACUCCACCUGUUGAUGAGGUCACCCUUUUGCCUGGCUGCACCAACCGAGGGGGCCUUACAAGGGACGGAGGACAGGUGCAGCUGGCUGGCCCCUUCUAGCUGCUUCUCUCAGCGUGACUAGAACACUGAUUUAGAGUUUAGCUGGAAACAUCUUCAUGUCCAAUUCAAGUAUUGAACAUGAUAUGCUGCUGUAAUCCCAUACAUUUCCCCACUGCGGGACUAAUACAAGAUUCUUUUAUUAUAAAAUAAAAAUGCUUCUUUUGGAUCAAAUUGAAAAUGCAAGGCCAUUUGAUUUCACAGGCCAAUUGUGUGGAAUGUUAAAGCCACUUUAAUAAAUUUCAGUUUUCAAAUUUUUUGUAAAUUCAGUAUUUCUGCUUGUUUGCUGCACAAAAUAAAAUUAGAAAAUAAGUCCAUCA
Molecule: messenger RNA, 905 nt
Organism: Cyclopterus lumpus (lumpfish)
Lineage: Eukaryota; Metazoa; Chordata; Actinopteri; Perciformes; Cyclopteridae
Gene: aamdc
Product: adipogenesis associated, Mth938 domain containing
Exons: 4
Coding region: 135-503 (122 amino acids)
Biological process (GO): positive regulation of fat cell differentiation
Cellular component (GO): cytoplasm
Source: RefSeq, a predicted model, not a curated record